This is a messenger RNA of Rhagoletis pomonella (apple maggot), 7829 nucleotides long. RefSeq lists its product as uncharacterized. Gene Ontology annotation, biological process: negative regulation of transcription by RNA polymerase II. The record is from RefSeq and is a predicted model, not a curated record. Lineage: Eukaryota; Metazoa; Arthropoda; Insecta; Diptera; Tephritidae. Gene Ontology annotation, cellular component: chromatin. Gene Ontology annotation, molecular function: transcription corepressor activity.
UCGUUUGCAGUCGACGAACUUCGUCUUGCUUCGCUGCCAGUCUUUUGAACACUUUGCAUUUGUCGUGGUUUUUAAUCGAAAAUGUUUGCGGCGGCGGUAAGAUGUAGGAAAACGUUUUCUCGCCAAAUUUUUGUGAAUAUCUGUAGAAAUUCCUUGAGAAAAAAAUUAUUAAAAAAGGAAUUCAAUAGUGAAAAAUUUUUGAAAAUUAAAGAAGACUAAGGAAAAGUUGAGAUAAAGCCAAUUGAAAUCGUUAAUGAAUGGGUAAAUAUAAAAGUGAUUUAUGUAUGUAUUUGGUGUAAAGUGAAACAUUAAAUAAAGUUAUCGAGCCAAAUUGUGGCGCGGUAAGCGGGCACAGCUAAUUUGCACAGAAAUCUAAAGAAUAUACUAAAAACUACGAAGAAAGUGAACUUUGUUGGAAAAAAUCUGUAUUCCAUAGCUGAGCUGAGAUAGAAAACAAAGGCCAAUUUAAAAUUGGUUUUUUUCGCAUUUGCUGACGGUGCUGAUAAUUCAGAAGCAAAGGUUGUAGAAAAAGUUACCAAACUCCAAUUUCCAAUUUGUUUUCUGUGAACCGACGUUCGCGCUCAGCGCAAUGAGAAAACAACGCAGCAGCAGUUACUUUUCUGAACAACAAAAGCCGCAGAAAUUCCAUAAAGAUAAAUAUCAACAAAAUAAUCCACUAAUAUAUACAUUUCAAAAAAAGGAGUCGAGAAUUCAAGAAAGGGAAGUUAACUUUCAACCUUUUGAUAGUUAAGCGAAGUAUCAGAAAAUACCACAUACAUUCGGAAAGCGUACAAUAAAACGGUGUCGCUGGCUUUCCCUUAAUAUAUAAAUACAUAUAUAUAUAUAUUUAUAUAUAUAUAUAUAUAUUAAAUUCGUUAAACGUCAUCAAACUACUGCAUACAGUACGUAUUGAGAACGACGACAUUUAACUGCAGAAAUUGCAACCAAAAUGAUGAAACGUACGCGUGUGGAUGAAGUCCAAUAUGGCACGCGACCUGGCCCUGGUGGAGUGGGCGGCAGUGGCGGUGGAGGUGGUGGUGGAGUCACUGGCGGUGGUAUUGUGGGCACGUCCAACCCUGGCAACACUGUGAAUCUUGGAAAUGUUGUCCCUGGUAGCCACGGUAGUGCCAAUUUAAGUGUUGGACUAUCUGGAGGUAUCGCUGGCGGGUCCAUGCCCCAUCACCGACUUUUAACACCGCAACAUGGCGGUGCCCAAACGAUUGCUUACUUGCCAUCGACAACACCAGCAUCGGCCAAUUUGAAAAAUACUGGCGGACUAGUGGAUAGUAGUAGCAGCGGUGCAACAAGUCACGGUAGUGGUGGCAACAGCGGCGGCAGUACAGUGCAGUUAACUGGAGGAACAGUUGUUACCUCUGGCGGUGGAGUUGCGGGCACGGGCAAUGCAGGAACCGUUCCCACACAGGCUGUGCAGUAUUCAACUUCCUACAAUGUGUCCUCCGUAUCUUCCAGUGGCGGUGGUAAUUUGAAAACUACAUCAGAUGGACCCGUGCAAAUUCACGUGUCGGGAAGCGCUGUGACUAAUAUGUCGAAUUCUGGAUCUCAGCAAAAUUCUCUGCGAACUCGCACCAUUAGCUCCUCUCAGAAUAUCUCUGUUAGCGGCGGUGGAGGCCCAUUGACGGCGGCGCCUCCAACUUUGACAGUGCAGCAAGCAGCACCACCCCCACCAACACCGAGUCAACAAGGUCCUCCACAACCUGGUCAGCCAGGUGCACCUCCACGUCUUAAGGUUGAGGACGCUCUGAGUUAUUUGGAUCAAGUGAAGUUUCAAUAUGCUGAUCAGCCACAGAUCUACAAUAAUUUUUUGGACAUAAUGAAAGAAUUCAAAUCACAUUGUAUUGAUACACCCGGAGUUAUACAGCGAGUAUCUACCCUGUUUAAAGGUCAUACAGAAUUAAUUUACGGCUUUAAUAUGUUUCUACCAGCGGGUUAUAAAAUUGAAAUACACUCGGACGAGUUGGGCGUUUCUAUUCCUGUGGUAUCUAUGCCAUCAGCUUCACCGACAAGCCUACAUGGCGGUCUGCAAAAUAUCACUGGCACCGGCUCCUCAACCAUUCAAACUCCCUUAAUCAGAGGCAGCGCUUCAAAUCAGAGUAAUGCUAGUAACGCUUCUAGCAGCUUAGAUCAUCAUCAAUUACAAGGCAAUACAAGCAGCAGUGGUGGGGGGGCUGUCAAUCUUAUGACACAUGGUGGGGCUUCGUUGUCUCAAACAACAAUACAUGCAUUACAGUCGUCAGCUUCUCAACCCUCUCCAAGUGGACCAGCAAUGGCUCAGCAUGCACAUGUUUCCGUAUCACCGGCACCACCGACUGUACCGCAAAUGCAGAACGUGACCGUGGCACCGGUUACGGCAGCACAUUUACCACAAAAUUUUUCCCGAGACCGAGAGCGUGCCACUAUAGCACAAGCCGUGGUCACUAGUAGCGUAGCCGGCGGUCCACCCACACUAAAUGCGCUCGGCGAAUUGAAUCCACAAAUUCACAGCAGCAGCGGCGGUAGUGGUGGUGGGAGUACUGUUGGGAAUGCGCAUCACAAUCUCCACCACAUUUCGCAGGCGCAUCAAUCAAUACUCAUGGGUGAGACAGUUGGUCAACAAAAUCAACCAGUCGAGUUUAAUCAUGCCAUAUCGUAUGUAAAUAAAAUUAAGAAUCGCUUCCAGAAUAAACCAGAAAAAUAUAAAAAAUUCCUCGAAAUUCUACACACUUAUCAAAAAGAACAGAAAGUGAUUAAGGAAGGUAGUCCCAAUCAAGGAAAAACGCUAACCGAGCAAGAAGUCUACACUCAAGUAGCAAAAUUAUUUGGUCAAGACGAAGAUUUACUGCGGGAGUUUGGCCAAUUUCUUCCGGAUGCUACGAAUCACCAAGGCGCCCAAUAUAUGUCUAAAUCGCACAACGACCAUAAACGCGCAAACGUUGGCUCAGUUGGUGGCCCUCUGGGUAGCGGCAGUAGUGGCACAAUAAAUAGUGGAAGCGGUGGUGGUCAUCACAUGUCCUUGCCAUCAGCCUCUGGCUCUCCGUUACAUCUGAAUAGCGGCGCUACAUUGUCACAGAUUGGUAGUAGUACGCAUGCUGCCGUAUUGGGCAAUUUAUCGGCGGUAAAUACCAGUGUAAGCAUUAAAUCGUACAACAAUACGCAGCAACAGUCGCAAAAUCAUGUGAUUAAUACGAGUGCAGUAAGCGGUCGUAGCGGAGAUCUCGUCUACGACAAAGAUUAUCCACAUCAAGUAACCCUACACCCUAGUGGCGGCCCACUUCAUUUAAAGGUGUUACAUGAUGGUGUUGUAAGCAGCGGCGGUGUCCAUCAUGAUUUGAACGCUUCGACAGGGAUACGUAGCUAUGAAAAAGACACGCAUCGCAGCAACCACCAUGCGCUUAGUGGUCUGAAAUAUCCGCAUGCACCUGGAACAAAUGUUGGCGGCGUUUCCAGUCACUCGUCUAAGAAGUCACCAAGCUACAAUUCAGGUAUGGUCUCGUUGGGCGGCGGAGGCAAUACAGCUAUGAGUGGUGGUGCCAUGGAUCGUUCUGGAUUGGGUAUGAACUAUUCACAGCAAGUUCUGGGUGGCACACAUCAUCAUUUGUCGGCAACGCGCCGUCCUGCAAUAGAUGAUGGCGGUAGCGGCAGCGGUGGUGGAGGUCUUGGCAGUGGCCCACCACCGCCUAAAAAGCACAAACCAAUUUGUAAGGACGUAUCAUUUUCGGAAGCUUCGCGCAAGUGUACCAUCUCCGACGCUGCAUUUUUCGAUAAAGUUCGCAAAGCAUUGCGUAAUCCCGAAGUAUAUGACAAUUUCUUGCGUUGUCUGACUCUUUUCAAUCAGGAGAUUGUGUCGAAGACUGAAUUGUUAAAUUUGGUAACGCCAUUCUUGAGUAAAUUCCCCGAUUUACUAAGCGGAUUUACUAAAUUUCUGGGACAACCGGUGACCCAAUUGUCUGCGAGUGGUGCUGGGAGCGGGGGAUCUGGGAUUUUCGGUUUGGAGGAAAUACCCAUGCAGGCAGCGCAUAGGCAAAGUAAUAGUCUUGGUAAUUCUGCAGCACUCAACGAUCGACAAGGUAAUCACCAGGGUGGUGAAUUGGCACAGGAUAUCGAUUUAUCAUCAUGUAAACGACUUGGUGCAUCCUAUUGUGCGCUGCCACAGUCGAUUAUACCGAAGAAAUGUUCUGGACGAACAGCGCUUUGCCGUGAGGUACUAAAUGACAAGUGGGUUUCAUUCCCAACUUGGGCUAGUGAGGAUUCCACAUUUGUGACAUCGCGCAAAACGCAAUUCGAGGAAACAAUUUACAGGAAUAUUCACAGGACGGAAGAUGAACGCUUCGAAUUGGAUGUAGUGAUUGAAACUAAUAGUGCGACAAUCCGUGUUCUCGAGGGUGUGCAGAAGAAAAUGUCACGCAUGUCCCCAGAGGAUUUGGGCCGAUUUUAUUUGGACGAUUACUUGGGUGGCACUUCGCAGACGAUACAUCAACGCGCUAUACAUCGCAUAUACGGUGACAAAGCGGGAGAAAUAAUACAAGGUCUAAAGAAAAAUCCUUCCGUAGCAGUGCCAAUCGUACUGAAGCGUUUGAAAGUCAAAGAGGAGGAAUGGCGCGAUGCCCAAAAGGCCUUCAAUAAGGUGUGGCGUGAACAAAAUGAGAAGUAUUACUUGAAGUCACUUGAUCAUCAAGCAAUCAAUUUCAAGCCGAACGAUAUGAAGGCAUUACGCUCCAAAAACUUAUUCAACGAAAUCGAAACGUUAUAUGAUGAGCGCCAUGAUCAAGAUGACGAAAAUGGUGAACCCGUCACUGGACCACAUCUCAUGCUGCCAUAUAAAGAUAAAACUAUACUUGAUGAUGCUGCGAAUUUGUUAAUUCAUCAUGUUAAGCGUCAGACGGGAAUACAAAAACAGGAAAAGACUAAAAUCAAGCAUAUUUUACGACAAUUUGUUCCCGAUCUAUUUUUCUCGUCACGCCAUCCAUUAAGCGACGAUGAACGAGAUGACGAUGACAACGAAAAGAUGGAUGUUGAUUCUCUCGCCACAAGUAGCAGGGGGGAAAUGCAUGCCGCCGGUAGUGGUAUCUGCAAGGGAGGUAGGACGGCAAGUGGUGGGAGCACAUCUAAUACCGAUGCAUCAAGCGGUGCUGGCAGCUCUAAAGCCGAUGGUACUGAUCCCCAUGAUAAAAAUUCAUCAACAAUGACGUCAGCAAGUGGCAAUUUGUUGGAAAAUCUUAAAAGUAGUGAACCAACUGCAACAAUAAGCAUCAGUAAUAGCACCACCUCGACUACCAGUGGGGACGGUAAUAAUGCCGCUCAAUUACCGCCCACAACGUUGUCUGUGGGUGAAAAAGCCCCGUCCUCGAAGGAUUCAAACCCUGCACUUGCUAAGGGGCAAGUAAUCAAUAGCAAUGCUACCGAGGAUGCCAAUAAUGGCAGCGGCAGCAGAACACCAGCUGAGGCAGCAACUAACUCCAACACAGCAGUAGUCACCACAACUACAGUACUAACAUCGACAUCGACUGCGGUAACAACGUCUGAGAAUAAAACCAAAUCGAGUUGUACUGGAAUUAGUACAAGUUCAGGAGACAACAGUGCAGCUGCACAUAAAUGUGAUACUGCACAAGUUGGGACGCCGACUAACGCUACAGCACCAACGACGUUAAAAGGCUCCGCGACGAAGGAGGCAAAUGAAAAAACCAAUUGCACUGCUGCUGAUACCACAACCGCGGUCACAAAUGUUACAUCAACAAGCGCAUCUGCUGCAACUCUGGCUCAGCCCAGCGGAAGUAAUUCUCUUGCUGACAUAAAGGUUGAAAUUAAGGAAGAAAAGCAGGAUAUGGACGUGGAUAUACAAUUGCCACCUCAUGCCAUAAGCAAGCAUUUGGACGAAUCCUACACUCUUUUCUUUGCCAACAACAACUGGUAUUUAUUCUUGCGCCUGCAUACCAUUCUAUGUGAACGCUUGCGAACAAUGUAUGAACGAGCGCAAUUACUGGCCGUCGAAGAGGAGCGCCAUCGCUCAAAGCGUCGCGAAAGCACAGCGACAGCAUUAAGACUGAAACCGAAAUCUGAAAUACAAGUCGAGGAUUACUACCCCACAUUCCUGGACAUGCUUAAGAAUGUACUUGAUGGCAAUAUGGACUCGAAUACAUUCGAGGAUUCAAUGCGUGAAAUGUUCGGUAUACACGCAUACAUAUCCUUUACGCUCGACAAGGUGGUUUCGAAUGCUGUGCGUCAACUACAAAACUGUGUCACUGAACGUGGUGCACUAGAGUGUGUUGAAUUGUUCCAUAAUGAGCAGCGACGCGGCGGUGCAGGUGGUUAUUGUCGCGAUGCGCAUAAGAAUUACGCCAAAGAAUUGGCGUAUCAACGCAAGGCCGAGGCCAGUCUCCAUGAAGAAAACUGCUUCAAAGUGUAUAUUUAUAAAAUUGACUGUCGAGUAACAAUCGAGCUGCUCGAUACCGAAGUAGAAGAUAGCGAAAAACCUGUGAAUAAGGUGAAAUCGUGGAGUAAAUACGUUGAUCGCUUGGUCAAUCCAGGGGCCAAUAGUAUUGUUGGUCAAAAUGCAGUUGGUUCUACGAACUCACCUAGUGCUGGUGUGACCGGUAGUGCGGCUGGUAUUGCCAGUAAUGUAAAUACCUCGAGUAACGCGUCAAAUACGAAUGCAGUGGGCAUAUCGGCAAUAUCAAGUACUGUGUUUGACGCUAACGGUAGCGAAAUUAAAGUGGAACGCAUGGAUGAUGACGCACUGGAUGCGCACAUCACGCGCAAGGCUCGUUUCCUUAAACGUAACAAACGCAUGGCUUGCCUACGUGCCGAACAACAGGCGCGUUUGCAGCAAUUGAAAGCCACUUCAACAGCUAAUGCAUCUGUUGCUGCAUCCACAUCAAACGCUACGGCCGAUGCGCUACGAUCCAGUGUUGUGAGUGGAAGUGCUGGCAGCGGCGGUGCCGCAACACCCGAUAGCGCUUCAUUAUCAACUAAAAACAAUAAUCCACCGACUGUAGGCGCCGGCGAACCACUCUGGACCUGGAACAAACGACCGCCAGAGCGCGUGGGAAGCAUAGUGGUGGGCAGUGGCGCAGAGAAGUAUUUUGUCAAUGACCGCGACGAAAUCAAGUUCAACUCAUCCGGCCGUCAAGUGAUCACAAUUAACAAGAAUCUCCAACUGUUCAAAUGGGACUCAGUGCGGCGCGCAAAACUGUCCCAUUCGUUCGUAACGCAGCGCAAACAGAAACUGUUCCAACGUUUUACACAGAAGUGGUUGGCGGAACAUGUAAGCGAUCAACUGCAACAACAAUGCGCCGAUUGGUUGCUUGGCAAGACAGUGCCAAAUAGCAGUAGUGUAAACUGGGCUUUGAAAACAAAAGUGAUACCACAAAACGAUGUGAAACGCACACCAUAUCGUGUUUACAAUCGUUACAAAGUGACUUUCAGCGGCAGCAGUGGUGGCGCAAACAGCAUUGUCGCCGGUGCCAGUGGCAGUGGCGGUAGCGGCGGCGGUACUAACGCGCCGAUAGCGGACUCUACGCCAGCAACAUCAAUGGCGCCGACAACAUCCCACGGCAAUAGUAGUGUGCAGCCGCCAUCCAACGUUUCGGUCUCGGCUGCAGUAUCAACAUCAUCAGCACCCACAACUCAUAGCAGUGCGAGUGGCGUUGCGGUUACGACAAAAGUGUUAACAUCUUCAACGGAUGUAACUAAAUUGUCCACAGCUGGCAGCAAUAGUGGCUUGGGCAACAACAAUCGGCAGCUAGAAAGUUGAAUUCGUCAGAAGUAUGCGAGCGGCAAUCAGCAGCGUCGACGCUUAGCCAGUCGGGUUCUUGUGGAUUAAUCAAAAAAAAAAU